Messenger RNA from Capronia coronata CBS 617.96, 1446 nucleotides. Its product is annotated as carbamoyl-phosphate synthase arginine-specific small chain. The record is from RefSeq and is a predicted model, not a curated record. NCBI's taxonomy places the organism in Eukaryota, Fungi, Ascomycota, Eurotiomycetes, Chaetothyriales, Herpotrichiellaceae. Gene Ontology annotation, biological process: L-arginine biosynthetic process; L-glutamine metabolic process; 'de novo' pyrimidine nucleobase biosynthetic process. Bases 1 to 1446 code for a protein of 481 amino acids. Gene Ontology annotation, cellular component: cytoplasm; carbamoyl-phosphate synthase complex. The transcript is spliced from 2 exons. Gene Ontology annotation, molecular function: carbamoyl-phosphate synthase (glutamine-hydrolyzing) activity.
AUGUUUUCUCGAGCUUUGAGGCCCUCGACGCUCUUGCCAAAGGCGGGCAAGACCUUCUUGAACCCGUCAAAGACCUUCCGAGCUCGGUCCCUGGCGACCGUUUCCAACGAUACACCUCGGCAGCAAGAACUGCCUCUGCACAAGCAGUACCGCCACACUGCACCAUCCUACGAACCCGCCACAUUCACGAUCCGAAAUGGACCUAUCUUCCAGGGCACAUCGUUUGGUGCUCGAAGCAACAUUUCAGGAGAGGCUGUUUUCACAACUUCUCUGGUUGGAUAUCCUGAGUCAUUGACCGACCCUUCUUACCGAGGACAGAUCUUGGUUUUCACCCAGCCUCUCAUCGGUAACUAUGGUGUUCCGUCGAGUGCCCGGGACGAAUAUGGCCUUCUGAAAUACUUCGAAAGUCCUCAUAUUCAGGCUGUGGGUGUGGUUGUUGCGGACGUUGCGGAGAAGUAUUCUCAUUGGACUGCGGUGGAGAGCUUGAGCGAGUGGUGUGCUAGAGAAGGAGUGCCAGCCAUCACCGGAGUUGAUACUCGAGCGAUCGUCACCUACCUUCGGGAACGAGGCUCGAGUCUCGCCCGGAUAACAAUUGGAGAGGAAUACGACCAGGACCAGGAUGAGGCCUUCGUUGAUCCAGAGCAGAUCAAUCUCGUCCGCAAAGUGAGCACCAAGGCGCCAUUCCACGUCAGCGCACCUUCUCCGACUGCUCAUGUUGCUGUCAUCGACUGUGGCGUUAAGGAGAACAUCCUGCGCAGUCUGGUCAGCCGGGGUGCGAGUGUCACCGUUUUUCCUUUCGACUAUCCCAUUCACAAGGUUGCCCACCAUUUCGACGGUGUGUUCAUCUCCAAUGGCCCUGGUGACCCAACCCAUUGCCAGGACACCGUCUACCAUCUUCGAAAAUUGAUGGAGACCUCGCAGAUCCCGAUCAUGGGUAUCUGCUUGGGACAUCAGCUGUUGGCGCUUUCUGCAGGAGCUCGAACCGUCAAGCUCAAGUAUGGCAACCGAGCCCACAACAUCCCUGCUCUUGACCUCACCACCGGCAAGUGCCACAUAACGAGUCAGAACCACGGCUAUGCGGUUGACGCCACGACCCUGCCCGACGAAUGGAAGCCUUACUUCAUUAACUUGAACGACAACUCUAAUGAAGGUCUAAUUCACGCCACACGACCAAUAUUCUCUACCCAGUUUCACCCUGAGGCCAAGGGAGGCCCGCUUGAUUCCUCGUUCUUGUUCGACAUGUACCUGGACAACGUACAGAAGUACAAGCAGAGUCAGUCCGCCUUCCAACCUCAACGAGACAGCAGCCCCAGCCCAUUGCUGGUGGAUCUGUUGGCCAAGGAGAGGGUGGGUGUCGAACUGACCCAGGGAAUCCGGAACAUGAUGGCCACCCAGAGUCAAGAGAGCGCGGAACCUGAAAAGGUCUAUGCUGCCGGUGCUGCAUGA